Messenger RNA from Calidris pugnax (ruff), 966 nucleotides. It is a transcript of the gene CSRP2, whose product is annotated as cysteine and glycine rich protein 2. Gene Ontology annotation, cellular component: nucleus; Z disc; cytoplasm. The transcript is spliced from 6 exons. Gene Ontology annotation, biological process: sarcomere organization; muscle tissue development. The record is from RefSeq and is a predicted model, not a curated record. The coding region runs from base 30 to 704 and encodes 224 amino acids. Gene Ontology annotation, molecular function: structural constituent of muscle; actinin binding. NCBI's taxonomy places the organism in Eukaryota, Metazoa, Chordata, Aves, Charadriiformes, Scolopacidae.
GGGCGGUGGGGAGCGGGGCCGGGCCCCGCAUGGCUCCGCCCCGGCUCUUUAAGGAGCUGCGGGGCCGCGGCGGGGCUGAGACGAGCCGAGCCGAGCGGAGCCCAGACCGACGAGCCACCAUGCCGAACUGGGGAGGAGGAAACAAAUGCGGGGCCUGCGGUCGCACCGUCUACCACGCCGAGGAGGUGCAGUGCGACGGGAGGAGCUUCCACCGGUGCUGCUUCCUCUGCAUGGUCUGCCGGAAAAACUUGGACAGCACAACUGUAGCCAUUCACGACGCUGAAGUUUACUGCAAAUCUUGCUACGGCAAAAAGUAUGGCCCAAAAGGCUACGGGUAUGGCCAGGGGGCUGGCACGCUCAACAUGGACCGGGGAGAGAGACUUGGCAUCAAGCCUGAGAGCACGCCCUCUCCCCACCGACCCACCACAAAUCCCAACACUUCCAAGUUCGCUCAGAAGUUCGGUGGGGCAGAGAAGUGCUCCAGGUGUGGUGAUUCUGUUUAUGCGGCCGAGAAAGUAAUAGGAGCUGGAAAGCCAUGGCACAAAAACUGCUUCCGAUGUGCCAAGUGUGGAAAAAGCCUAGAAUCUACAACCCUAACUGAAAAAGAGGGAGAAAUCUAUUGUAAAGGUUGUUAUGCCAAGAACUUUGGCCCCAAGGGAUUUGGGUACGGCCAGGGAGCGGGCGCCCUCGUCCAUGCCCAGUGAGGGGGCACGGCCCUAAACCCCGUACGGCUCUGCUGAGAUCCUGCUACAAGAAAGAAGAGUUUCCUACAUGUUACUAACUACUGUGAAACAGAUACUAGUUACUGCAGUGCUUGGGCCAUACACUCAGCAGAUGGAUUUGUUUUAUUGUUGUUUUUUUUUUUUUUUAAUAAGCACUGCUUUUUUCCUUGCUUUGUGUAUCACACUGUAACACUUCUAAUACCCAGUAUCAAUUCAAUAAAGCUUUGCUUGUUGAUAUAUCCUA